AUGAGAACUUUCUUCAAAGAGGUCGCUCACCUAUAUAAAUGGAAGAUCUGCUUUGUCUCUCCAGUUCAGUUCAUUUGUAGAGAAUUUCGCUAUCACAGAAAAGAUCAAAGAAUUGACUCCCGACGAUCAGUCUUCGCAUCAGUCCUCCCACAAUUCUCAUUUUCUCUCUUUUUCUCUCAUUUUUUCUCUUUUUUUCUCUCAUUUUCUCUCUGUUUUCUCUCAUUUUCUCUUUUCAUCUCUCAUUUUCUCUCUUUUUUCUCUCAUUUUUUCUCUCAUUUUCUCUUUUCUUCUCUCAUUUUCUCUUUUUUCUCUCUUUUUUCUAUCAUUUUCUCUCUUUUCUUCUCUCAUUUUCUCUUUUUUUCUCUCAUUUUAUCUCUCUUUUUCUCUCUUUUUCUCUCUUUUCUUCUCAUUUUCUCUCUCUUUUUCUCUCUUUUUCUCUCUUUUUCUCUCUUUUCUUCUCAUUUUCUCUCUCUUUUUCUCUCUUUUUCUCUCAUUUUCUCUCUUUUCUUCUCAUUUUCUCUCUCUUUUUCUCUCUUUUUCUCUCUUUUUCACUCUUUUCUUCUCAUUUUCUCUCUCUUUUUCUCUCUUUUUUUCUCUCUUUUUCUCUCAUUUUCUCUCUCAUUUUCUCUCUUUUUUUUCUCAUCGAAAAAAAAAAGAAAAUUUUUCUCUCUUUUUCUCUCUUUCUCUCUUUUUUCUCUCUUUUUCUCUCUUUUUUCUCUCAUUUUCUCUCUUUUUUUCUCUCAUUUUCUCUCUUUUUUCUCUCAUUUUCUCAAGGUCACUAUCGCCUUUCUGUACAAUAUUAUCUUUUAUAUUAAUAUUUUCUGGUUUAAUUCUUAA
Messenger RNA from Acanthosepion pharaonis, 837 nucleotides. NCBI's taxonomy places the organism in Eukaryota, Metazoa, Mollusca, Cephalopoda, Sepiida, Sepiidae. The record is from the annotation of a GenBank genome assembly.